AACAAGCAUGGCAGGGAAUAUACACAACACUGUGGCUCCGAUAGCUAGUUCUCUAUCUAAACUACAGUCGUUAAAUGGAUUGUUUGCGAUAUAUAAGAAACAAGGGCCGACAUCUGCAGACGUGUUGAACACACUCAAAGAAGUUUUACUCAAGGAAGCUGGCGUGAAAAACCCAAACCCGCGAAAGAGGAAGAAGCAGAGCCUGAAGAUGGGUCACGGAGGGACGCUGGACAGUGCUGCCAGUGGGGUGCUGGUUGUUGGUGUUGGGAAUGGCACAAAGAUGCUCAGCACAAUGUUGGCUGGUUCGAAGAAAUACGUUGCGGUGGGGGAACUGGGGAAAGCAACAGAUAACCUCGAUGCCACUGGCAGUGUGGUUCUGGAGAAAGACUUUGAACACAUCACCAGGCUGGACAUCGAGGACAAACUAAAAGCUUUCACUGGUGACAUCAUGCAAGUUCCUCCACUCUACUCUGCGCUGAAAAAAGACGGCCAGCGUCUGUCUGUCCUGCUGAUGAAAGGUCACAAGGUUGAGGCCAAACCCGCCAGACCAGUCACCGUGUACAACCUGACCCUGCAGGAGUUCAAGCCUCCUCUCUUCACCCUGGAUAUCGAGUGUGGUGGUGGAUUUUACGUCAGAAGCUUGGUGGAUGACCUGGGAAAAGCUCUGUCGUCGUGCGCUCACGUGAAGGAACUGAUCCGGACCAAGCAGGGUCAGUUCACCCUGGAGGAGCACGCCUUACACGAGGAGCAGUGGACGCUGGAACACGUCCUGCGCUCCCUGCAGCCCUGCUCGGAGCCGGAGCAGGGGGUGUGCCGCGUGGACCCACCAGAAGCCGACACCUGACGGGCCUCUGACCGGGACCACAAGGUGAAGAGCCGGGUUCGCUGUCAGUUUCGUGGUUAGACGUGACUCGCCUGCCGGGCUUUUCCAGCCAAGAGAACAGGAGCAGGUUCACCUGCUGGAGAACACCUUCACAGAGCAGGUGGAUGUAUUAUCAGUUAAUCUGUGAGGGCCCUGCUGUUUGCUCUAAACAUGUUACAAACAAAGACGUUGACAUGUGAACGAGAGCAUUUCUGUUCUUCCGGUACAAAGUGUCGAGCUGUGUUUUUUUUUUUUAAAGAUUGGCGUACUCCACAUUUGAAAGUGUUGUUGCGUCAGCGGUGGUGUGUUUAUACAGCAUGUCUAAUUGAAUUUGUCCUGCACUCGCAGAUUAAAUGAAUAUUCAAGUGAAGCAGCUCUUCUUUCUUAAAUACUUGCAUUUCAAACCAACAACCAACAUUUCUACCAUCACACAACAGAGUUUCACUGUCGUCUUCUGCUGCCCGUUGCUACGCUGACGGGUUGGUCGAUGCAUUGAGGACGUUUGAGGGCCAGAGGAGAGAUUUCUUAAAUCUAUACGUCUCCUUUCAUAGUUCUCUCGAAUUUCUUGUUUUGAUUCCUUUCUCUCUUUUUUUUUUUUUUUUUUUUCUUCCUUUAAGCAGACAAAAAUAACUUCUAUCUCCACUCAAGCGGUUUACGGUGCGGUAAGAUUUGCUGCCAUCUAGUGUAGAUGUUGCAGAUUGCAACCAACUGAAACCUCCUGUGUGCCAGAGGUGCUGGUAUGAUUAGGCCCUACCGUCAUACAGCUGUGCUCCAUAUUGCAGACGAUGUUCUGAAAUGAUGACUCAUUGUUUCAUCAUUUUGAUUCGGUCUUGGUAUCUCAAAUCACAUAUUAGCAUCACAAUAAAGACGUCGUAUUGUCUCUCAGGUCUCAACUGUCUAAAAAAAAUGAUGAAUUUGAGAAUGUUUGAGUUACUAAAACAUAAAAUAUGUAAUGCUUUGUCCAAAGUGAGAUCAGUCAAAAUCUGGAUUUAUCUGAAGUUAUUAGUUCAGCAUAAUGUUCUGUGUCAUCAAGUCAACCUUAUUAGAUACAAAGUCAUUCUCUCUUUAUAACUCAGAUUUCGUAUCAUAUAUAUCAUUUUGACUCACAACGAGAAAGAAUUACAAAAGUGUGUCAUAUUCGAUUAAUUGUUAAAUCUCCGAACGGUAAAGGUUGUGCUCGCGCAACGUCUCCGCGCGUUCACGAGUC
This is a messenger RNA of Anarrhichthys ocellatus (wolf-eel), 2069 nucleotides long. It is a transcript of the gene trub1, whose product is annotated as TruB pseudouridine (psi) synthase family member 1. The coding region runs from base 8 to 844 and encodes 278 amino acids. Gene Ontology annotation, cellular component: nucleus. NCBI's taxonomy places the organism in Eukaryota, Metazoa, Chordata, Actinopteri, Perciformes, Anarhichadidae. The transcript is spliced from 8 exons. Gene Ontology annotation, molecular function: RNA binding; pseudouridine synthase activity. Gene Ontology annotation, biological process: tRNA modification; mRNA pseudouridine synthesis. The record is from RefSeq and is a predicted model, not a curated record.